Molecule: messenger RNA, 2408 nt
Organism: Didymodactylos carnosus
Lineage: Eukaryota; Metazoa; Rotifera; Eurotatoria; Philodinida; Philodinidae
Source: the annotation of a GenBank genome assembly
UGUGAAAUAACAUGCAGAUACAGAACUAUAUAGAAAACUUUGCUAAUAUCUCGUGUGUUUUACUAAAAUCUCGUGGUAUUCAAAUAUAUACAAAAUUUGCUAAUAUCUCGUGUACUCACUAAAAUCUCCCCUUUUAGUACUAAUAUCGCGCGUCUUUCGCUAAUAUCUCGUGUAUUUUACUAAAUCUCGUGGUAUUGAAAUAUAUAGUAAAAGACACGAGAUAUUAGCACUAAAGGGUGAGAUUUUAGUGAGCACACGAGAUAUUAGCAAAUUUUCGUAUUUAUUUGAAAACCACGAGAUUUUAGUAAAAUGCACGAGAUAUUAGCGAAAUACUCGAGAUAUUAGCACUAAAAGGUGCGAUUUUAGUGAGUACACGAGAUAUGAGCAGGUUUUUGGUAUAUAUUUCAAUACCACGAGAUUUUACUAAAACACACGAGAUAUUAGUGAAAGACGCGAGAUAUUAGCACUAAAAGGUGAAAUUUUAGUGAGUACACCAGAUAUUAGCAAAUUUUUGUAUAUGCCGGUGGUGUAAAGUUCCACAUUUCUUUGGAAAUUUCCGAAUUGAAAGUCUUGUUACUCACUCUCAUACUGCCACCCCCGAGCCAGCCCCCGCCGCUACUAUAUUAGGACAGAUCAAGGAGUAGUCAGACCCAAUGUCGAACUUUGCUUAAAAUGUUCCACUUUCUCUUUCACACAUUUAGUUUUGUAUACAAUUAUCACAUUGUGAAAUAACAUGCAGAUACAGAACUAUAUAGAAAACUUUGCUAAUAUCUCGUGUGUUUUACUAAAAUCUCGUGGUAUUCAAAUAUAUACAAAAUUUGCUAAUAUCUCGUGUACUCACUAAAAUCUAACCUUUUAGUACUAAUAUCUCGCGUAUUUUACUAAAAUCUCGUGGUAUUCAAAUAUCUACAAAAAAUUUGGUAAUUUGCGGUGUACUCACUAAAAUCUCACCUUUUAGUGCUAAUAUCUCGUGUAUUUUGGUGAUAUCUAUUUUCGCGAGAUAUCAGGCAUUACUGUGUUUUGUUUCUCCAUUCGUCUUUGUUUGAUGGUUUAGCUCUGUCUAAUAUCAUUCUCUUACUCUGAGGGAAAGCGUUUAUGUGCAUACUUACGCGAAUUUAACAAUAUUCAAAAGUAACCUGUUUCUCUUUAUUAUUAUAGCAAAAGUCUUAAAUAACACGAAAACAGCGACUUCACAAAAUUUCGCUACAACAGAAUUAACUAAUUACAAUACGAAUCUUGACAAUAAACAGACAGUUCUACCAAGAGCUGACGAUAAUUUGAAUGAUAACACUGAGAGUCGAAAUGUUCCUACAACAAGCACACGUCUAAGUCCACAAAAUAUUGAUUCCAAUGUAGAAACAAAUGAUCAGCAAGAAAAAACGCCAGAAUAUUUGACUAAUGGAAGUGCAUCAACUGUCAUUUCAAAGUUAACGCAUGAUGCAUUGAAUUCAAGUGGAAAAAACAAAACGGCGAACCGAGCGAGUGGCUCAUCUAUUUCUGCUGAUGUAGUUUCAAUAAUGCCUGCUGCACAGCUUGAUCAAGAAGAGCAGCCUGGAAUCGAGGACGAUCAAGUGGGAAAAGAAGGCAAAAUAGCACAUGAACGAAAAACAUUAGAAAAAAUUAAAAAAGUUAAAACGGCUAUUUUAUUGUGCAAUAAAUCGGUGGUUUCGACCAAGUCGGAUUUGAUCGUGCUUUCGACUCAUUGCGAUGUAAUUGUACGAGAUAAAGCGAUCGAUCAAUUAAUUAAUGAAAAAUUAUUAUUCAAAUUAGACAAUUGCUUUGUAUCACGAUCAAAAACAACUGGAAAACUAAGUUUUGAACCCGGCUACAUCAAACAAAUACCAAAAAGCUCAGGUUUAGUUGAUAAAGCCGAAGUUAGUUUGCCAUUGUCCAAAUAUAUGAUUAAACUUGACGAUUAUUUGCAAACUUGUAUGAAUAUUGCAACAAAAUCUAGAUUAUUGCUGUCCGAGUCAGCUAUUGAUAUUCUUGGCAAUAAGCCGUAUUCUAAUUUAUUUACAAUUGCUGUUGAUAAAUGGCUACUACGAGAAGAUCAACGUCUAGCGUCGUCAUUGACGGAUGAAGGUGCUUUUUCCUUUUUCUUGCACACGUGGAUGCCGUUUUACCUUUCUCUUGCCUACGAUUCUUGUUCUCACUACACUCACACUAGUAAAACUAUUUCUUUCUUUGUAGCCGUGGACACUUAUCCUCAAGACAGAAAAAAGAAACGUGCUCUACUAUCGAAAAAUUUAGAUCAAUCCAAACGAUUAAGAAAAUCGCAAUCAUCAGUAUUGACAGAAGGUUUGACAGAAAAUGACGGCGAAAACGGAACGGCAGUGGCUUUAGUUAAAGAGCUAACAGCACAUCGACUACAACGUGCAGCGGCAAAGACGGUGUUAAAAAAGAGAUAG